CAGAACACCAAGAAAAUAGACGCAAAGAGCCGUAAAGGUAUAUUUAUAGGGUACGACAGAGGUAGCCCAUCUUACUUGAUAUACUAUCCGGAAUUAGACAAGAUAGAAAAGGUACGUUGUGUCAAAUUCAUUGACAACUUCCAAGGCAAAGACAAUAAACUCAACGAUCUUGAUGAGUUUGUACCCGACAGAAAACCUUCGAGUACUAGCAAUGAAAACCCCAAAAUGCCGAGUACAGUUGAGGAGAGCUCGAAUAAUCUCGAAACAAUCAGCGAAAAUGUAACAAACAACACCGAGGUGGUUGCCGAGGGAGAUAGGUAUCCAACAAGAGUUCGCAAUAAGCCAAAUUAUUUCGAUCAAAGCAAAUUAGAUGACACAUUAGAUCCAUGUGUGUAUGUGCGUACAAUAGAUGAUGAACGAUGUGUGAUCGUAAUCGUUUGGGUAGACGAUAUCAUAAUCGCCUCGAGUGAUUCAAAUUCACUACAGAGCGUGAAAAAGUCUCUUAAAGAAAGGUUUAAAAUGACCGACCUAGGGAUUCUAAAAUGGUUUUUAGGCACUGAAUUUCAAUGCAGUGAAAACACAAUUAAAAUGAAUCAAACCCGGUACAUUGAAAAGAUUCUUGAGAAAUUCAAAAUGACCGAUUGUAAGCCAAAGCCGACGCCGUGUGAGUUAGGAGUAGACAAAGUUUUGGAAGUGGAAUCUCCUGAAAUGGAGGACCCCGGGCUUUAUAGAGCUAUAGUAGGUAGUCUCAUAUAUGUAAUGACUGGCACUAGGCCAGAUCUGUGUUACAUCGUGACAAAAUUGGCACAGAAAAUGUCAAAACCAACCCAGGCAGAUUUAACUAAGGCAAAGCACGUUUUGAGAUAUCUAAAAGGUACUUCAAAAUUUGGUCUAACGUUCACAAAGUCCAUUAACCCCCUCAUUCUUCAAGGUUUUUGCGAUUCAGAUUGGGGAGCAUCUAUCGCAGAUAGACGGAGUAUAACAGGAUACAACUAUCAACUAGCGCAAAAGGGACCGUUGAUAUCAUGGAAGAGCGCAAACAGCCGACAGUGGCACUAUCCACCUGUGAAGCGGAAUAUAUUGCAUUGA
Messenger RNA from Dendronephthya gigantea, 1089 nucleotides. RefSeq lists its product as uncharacterized. Lineage: Eukaryota; Metazoa; Cnidaria; Anthozoa; Malacalcyonacea; Nephtheidae. The record is from RefSeq and is a predicted model, not a curated record. The transcript is spliced from 2 exons. The coding region runs from base 226 to 1089 and encodes 287 amino acids.